AUGCCGGCCAUGCUCGACGACCCUACGGCUCCAGCCAUUUACCGUGUGUCUGGCGAGCCGCCCUUCCCAGUACCAUAUGGCGACAACCCACCAGACAUCAGCCUACGACAAGUCACCCUCCGCGAUCGAGUCACGAUAGCAACACUAGUGCCCUUCUCCUCGCCACAACAAGUACCGCACAAGCUUACUGCAUACCUCUGCGAGCUGCUGAAUAAGGAGAUAGAAAAGGGCGACACAUAUCCCAUGAUGGAGCCCAUGCCUCUUUCCUCCUUCGGCGCGUACUGGUUUGCAAAUUUCGGCGCCGUGAUGGUUCUGGGUGAUAUACAAGACGUGGCGGAGAUCAUGCAGAUGGAGCAGCAAAGUGCGGACUGGGCGAAGCAGUGUCUCGGCAGCUUCUACGUCAAGCCGAAUUAUCCUGGUAGAAGUAGUCACGUGUGUAAUGGCGGAUUUCUGGUUACUGACGCCGCUCGAAAUCGUGGUGUUGGUAGGCUCAUGGGUGAGGGGUAUCUGGAGUGGGCCCCAAAGCUUGGGUAUACGUAUAGUGUGUUCAACCUAGUAUACGAGACUAACGUAGCUUCACUCCGUAUCUGGGAUGCUCUGGGCUUCAAACGCAUCGGACGCGUCAAGGGCUGUGGCAACCUGAAGUCUUACCCAGACCAACUCAUCGACGCUAUCAUCUUCGGCCGUGAGCUCGGUGGCGAAGGAGAUGAGUACGUCAGCGAAGAGCGUUUCGAUAAGAUCCGCUUCUACCUCAAGACGGGCUCAUAUCCAACUGGCAGCGACCGAGCAGAGAAGUCUCGGCUACGUAGCGCCGCCACCCACUAUCGUCUCAUACCCAGCGAAAGUGGUCGAGAAGAAGACGACGUGCUCAUGCUCAAAGGGAAGGAAGUCGUUUCUGAUCCGCAUAGGCAAUAUGAGAUCGCUCGCAAUAUCCAUAAUGCUUCACAUGGCGGUAUCAACAAGACGACAGCGAUUAUUGCGGAGAAGUACCAUUGGGUGAGGAUCAAGGAGACGGUUAGUACGGCGAUCCGGAACUGCUCCGAGUGUAAGGAUGUUACUCCCAAGCCUGCACAGACCCUUCCUGCUUCACUCCGGAAGAAGCAGGGGGAUACGACGCCGCCGACGACUCGUGGGAGGAAGAGUGCUGCGGCUGUUGUGGCUGGCGAAGAUGAGACGAUGGAUGGGCUUGAGCGGGAGCAGGAUGAGAAGCUCCCAGAUGCUGGAGCUGGUGCUGCUCAAUCCCUAGAUGAUCAGGCAAUGCAGCAUGACGUCCCAGUGGCGAGUAUGCAGUACCAAUCUCCUCCUCCGCAGCAAGAUUAUGGUGAUCUGCCAGUCGAUCCGCAGAUUAUGGAGAGUAUGGAAGACUGGCAGAAGCGGUUGACCAUGGCGGAGAACGCUAUGUUGCUUGAUAGUGGUACGGGCGAUGUGCAAGCGGGGUCUUUGGCUGAUGAGGUUCAGAAGGCUAAUCGUAGUCAUGGAGGUUACCAAGUUGCGCCUGGGUAUGGGGGUGGUGGGGAGGCGCGGAUGAGGGCGGAGUUGGAGGCACAGAUCAUGAAUGAGGUAGGAACGCAGCAAGGGAGUAUUGGUACGGUGGCGAGAGCUGGAACAAGUGGAAAAGUACGCGGAAGGGGAGGACGAUAG
This is a messenger RNA of Recurvomyces mirabilis, 1641 nucleotides long. It is a transcript of the gene SPT10, whose product is annotated as Protein spt10. The record is from RefSeq and is a predicted model, not a curated record. The coding region runs from base 1 to 1641 and encodes 546 amino acids. Gene Ontology annotation, molecular function: acyltransferase activity, transferring groups other than amino-acyl groups. NCBI's taxonomy places the organism in Eukaryota, Fungi, Ascomycota, Dothideomycetes, Mycosphaerellales, Teratosphaeriaceae. Gene Ontology annotation, cellular component: nucleus. The transcript has a single exon.